CAUCGUCUCGCUGUUCUCGAGCCUCAGAACUCUCCCUUGUUAGCUCCUCUUGGAAGCUGCACUGCUGCUCUAGCUCACGGCUUUACCUGCCUUGUACAGACUAGCCUUGCUUCUGCUUCGACGGAUGUUGCCGACAUCUUGUGACGUCGGUGCCAAUACUCUGCGGUCUACUUGUCGGUAUCAAUGGGACAGAAAGAUAGUUGUUAUGCUGUAUCGUAUACUAUACGAAGCAGUCUCACGUCUGCUCCUAAGGCAUCGGGCCUACCGGAGCAAGGGAUCGUUACUCGCUGCCAUUCUACUUCUUUGGUCUACGAAGUCCAUCGUCGCGAGCUGCCAUAAGGUCGUCGCUACCCAAUAACGUCUGAGGAUGAUUCUGGGACCUGGACAGACGCUAUCGGCCCCCGUUCCGCUUGAACCUCGGCCGCAGCUGCCCGCACUACUCGCUGCAUAGAAUCCAAGGCGGUCUAGGCGGUGUGUCGAUCUUUGCAGUUAAAGGCUAACAGGCUACAGACGUCACUUCCCGGAAAUCGGUACCUGAGCGAGCCGCUGAUUUUGAGCGGGUAACCAUCUUUCCUCGCCGAACAGACAGAUCUUCGAGUGUUGACUCACCAGCUGCAAGAGAGACAUCAUGCUUGGUGUCAGGUGCCAUCCAUUGUCGAUGUCAAUCAUCGCGAUUUCCAGUCCUUCAGCUCCUCUGUGUAACAGGAAAAUGAAUUUCAUCGGCCGUGCGGUCGUAUGGGCAAGGUCCAGUUGAUGUGGCCCUGACCCUGGCCUCGUCGGACUACGGCCAGAGUCUAGAUCAGCCAGGUUAAUUUCCAUAUAUGGAUUCCUGGUGUAACUAAUCACCCAGCCGAUGUCGCGCGCUGUGGCUGUGCCGUGUGCGGGCGCAGGUCCUCU
This is a messenger RNA of Mycena citricolor, 897 nucleotides long. The record is from the annotation of a GenBank genome assembly. NCBI's taxonomy places the organism in Eukaryota, Fungi, Basidiomycota, Agaricomycetes, Agaricales, Mycenaceae.